AUGCUUAUAGGACUAGAGAACUUGUUAGAUGAAUUACAGGACUAUGUAACACCUAAGAAUUAAGCAAAGUUACUAUCAAAUAUUGAUCUGGUAGAACAUAUAGAAGAAUAAUUCAUUCAAAAAAAGGACUCUAACUUUUCUAUUCUUCUUUCAAAAAAUAAAUACAGUACUAAUUUAGAGGAUAUGAGUUUCUGUUAGCCAUAAGUAAAUGAGAAUAGUGGUGAUGAUCAAGAUAAUAUUCCGAUUAUGUGCCAAAGUCCUCAAUUAUAUAAAAGGGGAGACUCUGACUUUGUGAUGUUAGGAUCUCCAAUACAUUAUUAAAAGAAAUAUUAUAGUGCUAUGAAUUAGCUCUUAAAGGUAGAGAAAAUUCCAUACAUGAGUAAUAUCAAUCUGUCCUCAAAGAGAUCGACAGAUACUAGUUAUGCUAAACAAGACGAAGAUUUAGAUAUGGAAUCAGACAUCAUAGUAAGCGAGAGUGUAUCUUUAGGUGACUCCAUUUUAUGA
Stylonychia lemnae is the source of this 504-nucleotide messenger RNA. The record is from the annotation of a GenBank genome assembly. Lineage: Eukaryota; Ciliophora; Spirotrichea; Sporadotrichida; Oxytrichidae.